Molecule: messenger RNA, 1431 nt
Organism: Ixodes scapularis (black-legged tick)
Lineage: Eukaryota; Metazoa; Arthropoda; Arachnida; Ixodida; Ixodidae
Exons: 2
Coding region: 500-1330 (276 amino acids)
Source: RefSeq, a predicted model, not a curated record
GACAGGAAAAUCCAUCUUGUUUAACUUUUACCGGCUUGCGUGUGUCUUGCCAUGAUGUUCGAACUAGGGGAACGACGCGGUUUGCACUGCGCCACAAACCGGAUAGAGAGACUGUUGAGAUCGUGCUCGAACUUUUUGCCUGUUUCUUUUGUGAGUUAAAGCAGUAAGACAGUUUUCGAUUUCAUAACACCGCUUAUUUCAAUUCAACGGGUGCCUUAUGCACGCCAAACUUCAAGCGAAGUGUAAGUUUUAUCCAAGAACUUUAGGACGGCAAAGGCUACGCGAAAGUAGUAGGUCAAACGGCGUGUGUUGCCAUUGCGCAGCGUUACUUCUUGAAGGACAGUGACGUUCGAAAGAAAUUUCAUUUUUAUCGGACUAAUAAGGCAUGACCCCAGAAUUAUCAGAAUUACACGUGAAUUCUUCUUGUCAAUAUGUAUAAUCAAUUUAUAGGGACGCCUUUCAAAAGUCCGCGACAACUCCUGUCUGCCAUUACUUGUUCAUGUACUCUGAGCAUGUACUGGGCACGAUGGCUUCGUCAGCGUUCGGCGAGGACUUGGGUCCACUCACGCACUUCGUGUGCAGUGGAUGGAUGGAUAUCAGGCGGCAGCUUACGCCGCCUAGCCUAGUCGCCAAGCAAUGGCGACCGCCAAUGUUGCUUGAUGGACUUUUGAAAAAUAUCUUAGUUGUCCGAGCCAAGCCAAAAAGCCCGCUUCCUAAACAGCCAUGCGGUGAAAGAGUGACAUGUCUGCGUGAGAUAUCGUCCGUAAUCUUGUCCUUUCUUUACCACCCCACCACACCUUCCGCGUGCAGUGGGUUCGGCGAACUGCUGGAGUGCUACGCGUACCACUACCUCAACUGCGACGACCGAGGCGGAGUCCGCAGAGCGUACUUCGAGAGGCUCCUCAAGGCCAUGGUCUCUUCCUUCCAGCUGCUCUGUGGUGCUGACAGGAAGACAUUGCAGGAUCUCUUCUACGACGGACACUGCAUCCUGAAGGUGGCCAACAACGCCGGUGGCUGCAGGGCAGCCAACUUCGAACCGGCGACGACGUGGAAGCGGAUCUUUCGGUUCCAGGCGGAGCAGCAGGACUGCCUGAGCAUGCUGCGCCACACCAAGUGCCUGUCACGCGCCCUCAGCAAGUCCGGCUGCAGACCGGAGGCCACGUCGGCGUACAACACCUCGGUCAUCGACUUCCUCUUCGUGUUCUGCCAACAGGCGUUCUCGUCUGGCUCCAGUGAACUGUGCCGUCCUCCGGUGGGACUGGCUAUCUCUCUAGUCAUCGCCGUCUUGCUGUGGUGUCAAAGUAGCAGGUUGCUGCGCAUCAGUCAUUGACUAUACUUCCCCGCGAUAUCCGUGGCUUAUUGUUUUAAUUUUGCUUCCACGGGCUCUUUUUUUUUUUUUUUUUUUUCUUGCUACUGAAUAAAUUGCAGGAA